AUGACACGCCUUCGCGCGCCUCAUCUUCGGGUGCGCGCCGCCACAGCUCAUGACCUCAGUGCCAUGGCAACGAUUGUUUACGAGGCAAUGCCAUCAGACCCUCAGUGGAACUACAGGUUUCCCCUCCAGAAGAGAUUCCCCGAGGACAACUACGGAUGUACUCGCCAGAUGCUCAAGUCGAUGCUUGAGACAGACGGUGUUUACAUCAAUAUUGUCACCUUUCCUUCACCGUGUCUGCACGAGGACGAAGAGAUACCUGCGGCCGUCAGUUCCCCCUCCAACAUUACUGCUACCAACCCUCAGCAUUCCAUCUUUUACACGCGACUCACAUUGAACCUGAGGGCAGAAAAGCCAGAAUGUCGUCGAGAUGCAAACAUUGAGCACAUGAAUGCCUUCGCCACUGCCCUCCAGUCGGCCAAGAAGUCGUACUCCGACAGCAAAUACCAGUCUCAUCACCUCCACCUGCGCAUACUUGCAACCCAUCCCGACUUUCAACGCCGAGGUGCAGCAUCGGCACUCUGCCGCUGGGGAGUUGAGUAUGCAGGGGAGCGCAAACAGCCCGGGACGCUGUUCGCAAGUCCCAUGGGCCGGAAGCUCUACACCUACUUGGGAUUCAAAUAUCUAGGGACGGUCCCGGUUCAGGUUGAAGGGGAGGAUGAGAAGCUUUCCAUUGGGGCCAUGAUGUACUCUUAUCCGGAUGAGGGUGAUAUCUCUCCACCAGUCGGUCCGGAUGAUGGAGUCCAGCAGCUCAGGGAGUGA
Molecule: messenger RNA, 759 nt
Organism: Diaporthe citri
Lineage: Eukaryota; Fungi; Ascomycota; Sordariomycetes; Diaporthales; Diaporthaceae
Exons: 2
Coding region: 1-759 (252 amino acids)
Molecular function (GO): acyltransferase activity, transferring groups other than amino-acyl groups
Source: RefSeq, a predicted model, not a curated record